AUGACCUCUCAUUUGUUGCCUCCAGCGUACGCCACUUUGCGACUGCGGCUGCUGGACUGCUCCUCCUGCGCCCUCCUGCAUGCGCUGCAGCCGCCGCGGACAGGCGUCCUUUCAAGCGCCGUUGCUAGGUUUGCCAUGGACGUCAUCACAGGCGCCGUUGUUGUUGGUGGUGCGACGGAAGCUCUUGUGCCCUUUGCCCUGUUACAAAGCCUUCACGAGAAUUUAUUGUCGAUGACGAGCGAGACACAACGAGGCGCAGCAUGGAACACGCUUGUUGAGGGAAACCAACUGGUGGUUCUCGUCGAGCCAUGUGAGGUGCCGCUGCUAAUCAAGCAAUUUCCAAAGUACAAGAAGGUUUGUAUUUGUGUGCCAUCAGGCCCGCUUGCAUCGCGGAUGCUUUUUCAGAAGAAGCAUCUGGAUGAAUUUUACGUGGAGGAGCUAACCCCAGCCAUGGCCGCGUUGUCAUCGGCGGAGGACUACAGCUGGACGGCGUGGAUGCGCUCCUCGCUGACGUGCCGCUUUGAGGGACUUUACGUCCCCAGCAUACGCGUUGCCGAAAGCGUGGCACAUUUGUUGGCCACCGACGGUGGUUGUGCACGUGUGGUGCUGGAGGAAAGCAUCCGUGGGUUGACUCCACGCUGGUUGGAGACUGUCAUGAAGACCAUAUCGUCAUGCGGCGUGCCACUGGGGCGAGUGGCACUCGCCUUGUGCCACAACGAGAAGAAUGAUGGUGAUCUUAUCUCGCGGGCCAUGGGAAUGGGCAUUGGAGGCUUGGCGGUGUCCACUGUUCCUGCACCGCUCUUUCUCCACGCAGAGGAGCUGGUGGGCAUCGACGACGUGGUCGCCCUCGCAACUGGAUGGAAUGACGUCUGCGGGAGUGUUUGCGCGGAGGAGUUGGCGUCCCUCGACGACUGCAUCGAAUACAGUGGUGCGGUGCGAGAAGAGUGGGACCGGCUCUGGCGGAGGACGGAGACGCAGGCCCAUUGA
Molecule: messenger RNA, 987 nt
Organism: Trypanosoma rangeli
Lineage: Eukaryota; Euglenozoa; Kinetoplastea; Trypanosomatida; Trypanosomatidae
Exons: 1
Coding region: 1-987 (328 amino acids)
Source: RefSeq, a predicted model, not a curated record